AGUAGUAUUGCGGUGACCUCGCUGGUUAGGUCGAGGCUGUCCGGGCGCCGCGUCCGUCUUCCCCUCCGGCGGUGCCUCGCUGUGCAGGCAGCUGCUGCUGGCCUUUGGCGCGGCUAAGCGAAAAGGGGCUGUUCGUGGCCGGUGCUCGGCGAUUGCCGCGGGCUCUCCUCCCUGUUCAGCCGCGGGCGUUGAGGAAAGCCCCAGUCAUGAGCCACCUAACGGUGCAGUCCCUCCGCCAGGUGAUGAAAUCCCUCCUGGACUCGCCGGGCUUUGACCGGGUGGUCAGCAAGAUGACUGUUCUUUCUGCUAGCGCUGGGAAAGUUAUAUGUGAAAUGAAAGUUGAAGAAGAGCACACCAACCGCGGAGGAACUUUGCAUGGAGGGUUGACAGCAACUCUGGUAGAUGUUGUAUCAACUGCUGCUUUGAUGUACACUGAAAGACAAGCACCUGGAGUCAGUGUGGAUAUGAACAUCAGCUAUAUGUCAGCAGCUAAGAUUGGAGAUGAAAUCCUGAUCACUGCAGAGGUUCUAAAGCAAGGUAGAAGCUUGGCAUUUGCCAAUGUGGAUUUAACAAGCAAGGCAACUGGAAAGUUGAUAGCCCAAGGAAGGCAUACAAAAUUCCUGGGACACAAUUAGAAGGAAGUGAUCACUUUGAGAAAAAGUUGAUGUGAAUUUGAAUCUUGAAGCACUUCAGGACAGAAGAAGAGUUGACAGCGAAGGGAUGAAAACAUUCCUGUCCGGCCUGGAGACGAUCCUCAGCUGUUGAAGUGGGUGAACUAUUAAUGGGAUAGGCUUCUGCUGCUGGUGGCUUUGAACUAUUCUUCUUGUAAUUGCUCCUGGAGACAUUGUGUGCAUGUACUUCACAGAGAUUUUCAUACCCUAAAACGAGUGUUUAAAAUGUACCAGAAGCUCUCUUCUCUAACUUCAAGCUUACUGAGUAGUAUUGAACACUGCGGACUUAAUAGGUAUUACGAUGUGUGACGACCCCUUAUCUGGGGA
Messenger RNA from Gekko japonicus, 998 nucleotides. It is a transcript of the gene ACOT13, whose product is annotated as acyl-CoA thioesterase 13. Lineage: Eukaryota; Metazoa; Chordata; Lepidosauria; Squamata; Gekkonidae. Gene Ontology annotation, molecular function: fatty acyl-CoA hydrolase activity. Bases 207 to 635 code for a protein of 142 amino acids. The transcript has 4 exons. The record is from RefSeq and is a predicted model, not a curated record.